GCAUCUUCAUCAUCCAGAUCUCCACGAAUGCAGAAGCAGCAGCAGCGGUGUGGACAGUACAUUUAUACCGGAGCUACACUGACUUACUGCAGCACUGAGGAGAUGGAACCACGACCACUGAGAUCACAUCACCCAGCAUCUACAUCCACAUCCUCCUGCACAACCAUCAAGAGAUACACCACCAGCACGAUGACUUCGACCUGCAGGCUCUUGCUCUUCACGGUGGCACUGUCCCUGUACUCGUCUCAGGUCUCGGCGGAGACGCUGUGUGGCGGAGAGCUAGUGGACACCCUGCAGUUCGUGUGUGGAGACAGAGGCUUUUACUUCAGCCGGCCGUACAGAUCGAACGGUCGUCGUCCGAACAGAGGAAUAGUGGAGGAGUGCUGUUUUAGAAGCUGUGACCUCCGUCUGCUCGAGCAGUAUUGUGCAAAACCUGCGAAGUCUGAAAGAGACAUCUCUGCCACGACACUGCAAGUCGUCCCAGUGUUACAGACUCUUCAUAAGGAUGGCUCAAGAAAGCCCCUUAACGUGAGGCCUCCCAGAUAUGAGCUGUGGCAACGAACAGCAGCUCAAAGACUAAGGAGAGGAAUCCAUGCCAUUCUCCGGCACAGAAACUCUAAGAGACCUUCUGAGACGAUCCCACACCACCGAGAUCAGGAGCGGUCUGAUUUUCACCGACCCCUCAUGCCUGUGUCCAGCAGAAGCCCUCCUACAAUAAUGUCACGUAUCCAAAGCCUGGCAGUCCACAAGUGAAUUAAAAAAAAAACCACAUUUCGAGGGAUUGUACCCCUGACCUUGUUUAACCAAGGCUUUCUUCAUGAACCUGGCCUGAACAUUGUGCUAUCUCCUGCCUAAGAGACGUUAGUAAAGAAAAAGUCAACGUAUGAGUGAACGGAUCAGGCGAACAACAGAGAGUGCACGUCCAGAACUGUUACUGAUAAAGUGCAUUCAGCAGAGACUAUGAUCACAAUCAUUCCACAGAACCCGACCCUGAGACCGAGAGUCUCAUUUGCACCUGUGAUUCCAAAGUAAAGACUAUCGGGAGUGAUUUUUUUAUUCAAACGAUAUUCCCUUACUUGCACCUUCAGCCACCCCUCACCCCCCAUGGUGCAAUAAUGAAGAAAAACAUUGGCAGAUUGCACAAUGACACAAUAUGGACGAUGUAAUAAUGGCACUAUUUUUUAUGAACUGCUCCAUAUAAUAAUUUAUGGUGCUACCUUUUUGGAAUGGACUCAACAAAAAGGCUGAAAGCAAAUUACUCUUGCCGUGGUGUUAAACUUUCCGUUUUAGGAAAAGGCAAAUCGAAAGUGGCUUGACUAGGGAGGAAUUACAGCAAUCCGAACUGUGCUUAGAGAUUCCCGUGCAUGGGCUGUGGAGAAUGGAGAUGUCCAUGCUGGAUAAGGGGAGCAACAGGGAAUACCGCCUUUGAGGACCAAGUCAAGUUUGGACUUUGAGCAAGAGCAAUCUUAAAAUAUCACAGACUUAUACCAUAAUAUUCCAGUUUCCAGUACUUCUUACCAUAUAUCCAAAAUUCCAGUUACAGCAUAUAUACAGUACAACUUAAUGGAACAGUCAUUACAAAACCAGCAAUAACUUCUUCUUGCAUAUUUUCCAUGUACACCAGUAGUAUUCCAGUGCUUUUGCUUGAAAUGACAUACUUGAAUAUGUAUAUGUAAUUGGUCUCCAAGGACAUCAUGUCAUUGUAGUCCGAACGAGCAUUCUUCUUGCAAAUAUGAGCCGCCAAGCGUGUUUCUUGGUUCAGAUAGUAAUGGCACUGUAAAAAGGCAUUAUUUAUUUUUUAAAUAAACAUAUGAUCCCAAUAAUAGCACACACAUCCAUAACUGGUAGAUAUGUGUAUCGUUUUAUUUGUACUGCUUAUGUAUGUAGUUGCUUUGUACCAAAAAGCCUCUUUUUUAAGUAAAGUAAAUGGAAGCUUUACAACUA
Messenger RNA from Trichomycterus rosablanca, 1944 nucleotides. It is a transcript of the gene igf2a, whose product is annotated as insulin-like growth factor 2a. Gene Ontology annotation, cellular component: extracellular region. Gene Ontology annotation, biological process: positive regulation of peptidyl-tyrosine phosphorylation; regulation of muscle cell differentiation; positive regulation of vascular endothelial cell proliferation. Gene Ontology annotation, molecular function: insulin-like growth factor receptor binding; hormone activity; protein serine/threonine kinase activator activity. The transcript is spliced from 4 exons. Bases 28 to 753 code for a protein of 241 amino acids. The record is from RefSeq and is a predicted model, not a curated record. Lineage: Eukaryota; Metazoa; Chordata; Actinopteri; Siluriformes; Trichomycteridae.